UCCAUUCCGCACUUCGAAAAAAUUUGGCGCGAGACGUCGAGCACUUGCGCAUGUGUCUUUGUGGGUCCACUGAAAAGAAAGGAAAUUUUGAAAAAUGACAGACAAGGAUCCCGGUGAGGGUUUUGAUGAUGCAGUUGAAGAAAGGGUCAUCAAUGAGGAAUACAAAAUAUGGAAGAAAAACACCCCAUUUUUGUAUGACCUUGUUAUGACCCAUGCACUGGAGUGGCCGAGUUUAACAGCACAGUGGCUGCCAGAUGUCACACGACCAGAAGGAAAGGACUAUUCUCUUCACAGACUCAUCCUGGGAACACACACGACAAGCUCGGAUGAACAAAAUCACCUCCUGAUUGCAAGUGUUCAGCUUCCCAAUGAUAAUGCCCAAUUUGAUGCCUCACAUUAUGACAGUGAGAAAGGAGAGUUCGGAGGUUUUGGUUCUGUAAGUGGAAAGAUUGAGAUAGAAAUUAAGAUAAACCAUGAAGGAGAGGUCAAUCGAGCCAGAUAUAUGCCACAGAACCCAUGUGUCCUUGCCACAAAAACACCAUCAAGUGAUGUACUGGUAUUUGACUACACAAAACAUCCCUCAAAACCAGAUCCAAGUGGAGAAUGUACUCCUGAACUUCGUCUAAAAGGUCAUCAAAAAGAAGGAUAUGGAUUAUCAUGGAACCCCAAUUUGAAUGGUCACCUAUUAAGUGCUUCGGAUGAUCACACAAUAUGUCUUUGGGACAUCAAUACACCACCAAAAGAGGGCAGAGUCAUAGAUGCACACACUAUAUUUACAGGCCACACAUCCGUUGUAGAGGAUGUGGCAUGGCAUUUACUCCAUGAAAGUUUAUUUGGAUCAGUUGCUGAUGAUCAGAAAUUAAUGAUCUGGGAUACACGAUCAAAUGACACCACAAAACCAAGUCACACAGUCGAUGCACACACGGCGGAAGUCAACUGUCUGUCAUUCAACCAC
Molecule: messenger RNA, 955 nt
Organism: Pecten maximus
Lineage: Eukaryota; Metazoa; Mollusca; Bivalvia; Pectinida; Pectinidae
Product: histone-binding protein RBBP4-like
Exons: 11
Biological process (GO): regulation of gene expression
Cellular component (GO): ESC/E(Z) complex; NuRD complex; nucleus
Molecular function (GO): histone binding
Source: RefSeq, a predicted model, not a curated record